Messenger RNA from Guillardia theta CCMP2712, 2592 nucleotides. RefSeq lists its product as hypothetical. The record is from RefSeq and is a predicted model, not a curated record. Lineage: Eukaryota; Cryptophyceae; Pyrenomonadales; Geminigeraceae. Bases 1 to 2592 code for a protein of 863 amino acids. The transcript is spliced from 5 exons.
AUGGGGAAUGACGAAACUCCUUGCUCAAACCAUCUCCGCAUCGUCUACUGGGGGAGCGGGUGCACGUUUGAGCUCAGGGAUACUCUACAUGAUUUGGAGCCAGCAGCCUACCGGUACAUCAAGCUGUUUCAAGCGGAGCUGAUGGCUUCCUGGGAUUGCCUGGCCUGCAGAGAUUGCAGCAAAAACGCGCGAGAUGCAUGGGUUGGCAAGGAGUCUGGCUGGGCCCGUGAGCUUGCGAAAUCUCUCGUAUUUGUUCCGAUAUUUCAGCACCUGGGCGGGCGACAGACUUUGGAAGAGCUUGCAAGGGUCCGACCUGAGGAGGACCAGGACAGGCAGGACAAGUUCCUCGCAGAGCUGCUUGUUGCCUUGUACCUGAUCUACAGGGAUGAUCGCAAGCUUUCGCAGAUAAGGGCAGUAGUGCCUGUGGUCGUGUCAGAGGGGAGUAGAUGGCUUCUAUCAAGGCAGGCGAUGGAGGGAUUGAGCCUCGGAGCCUCGCUGAAGACAUGCAAGUCAGCAGCAAGGGAGUUGAGCCUCAUAGGAGCAGGCGAGUACCCGGAGAUCUUUGAAAGACUUCAGCGGUGGUCGAUCAAGGAUACGGUCAGAGCGAUCCUGUAUGGAGGGGAUGGCAUUGGGGGGAUGACAAUCUUUUAUACGUCAUGCUGUGUGUUUGAAGAACCCUGUCUUGUGGAGCACAAGUCAAGGGAUGAAGAUGCCUUCGCGUGUGCAUGCAUGGUCAAGGAUCGACUGCCAGUGACGUUUGGAAAGUAUGUGAAGAGGGUAGUGGAAAGGUACUUGAAGCACACCUGCUGCGGAGGCGCAGUUUCUGACAUCCUUGAGAAGCAUGGUUUCAAGGGCUCGAUACUCGAGAGCCUGUCGGCAUUCAGCCAUCAACAAUGUCCCUCCGAGGCGACCCCAAGCAGAUGUCGGCGCUGUAAUGCGAGGGCAGGCUGCUGCUUGCUGCGUGCGGCAACAGCGAUGGAGGCAAUGUGUCUGGAUGAAAGCAUCACACAGAAACUAGGGGAAGCACACGUCACCCUCUCCCACGACAAGCGGCUGAGGCCCCUGAAGGAGCAGCUCUACCGGUACAAGGACAUAGAGGCCGAUGGGAUCCUUGCCAUGAUGACCACCAACUGCAUCGAGACCGGCAUACUGAAGCUCCCGACUCAGUUGGCCAUGCUCGGUCUAAGUAGCCUCUAUGCCUCCUUUGCAUACUUUCAGCUCGCCCACCUGUUCUCGGACGCAAGGUGGGUGUACCAGCCUGACGAGAGAAAGCCUUACAUCCCUAAGACGCUACGAAUCACCCGAGUCCUUGAUCCUGCCAUCAACGUCAUGUGGGCCGUUGGGGUGCCUCUGAGCAUGUACUUGGCGCUAAGGGAAAGUCCUCUGCUAGCUAAGAGGCUCAUCUCCUUAAUAGUUUUUCUGGGAGCAAUGCUGUACUUGACGUCAGGGAUCAGCGACUACGUGCAAUGCAAGUAUGCAGGUGGAGGAAUCGGCAGCGCGUGCAAUGGUAGAUUCAGUCUUACCGCAUCCUUCUCUGUGUUAUGUGUGUUCUUGUCGGGCCAUCUUGUACAGAGGUACAUCUGGGUCAUUGUGUACCUGGCUCAAGGUGGAUACAUCUUCUACACAAUGUCUUUGAACAGCAGCUGGAGCGUUUGGGCCAAGACCUUCUUUCGCGUUUACGGGGGGAUAAUCAUUACUCUAGUUCCUCUUAUCCUGAUACGGUAUCAGAAGAUGCUGAAGCAAGCUCAUGGAGGCAUGGCUCUUGAGACCACAAAGAUAGAGGAGGUCUGGAGAAGCGCAUUGAAAGCAGAGAGGGAGAUGAUCGAUGAUCUGGCAUCCAAGUCGCGCCGAGUGUCAGCCAGGCUCCAGAUGAUUUUCAAGGCAGCAAAGAAGUUUCGCCCCUCAUGGCAUCGGCACAAGGUGCAGAGACAGCGCUUCUCGAGCAAAGGGAAAAUUUUGCAGUCCUCGCAGGACAUCGAGAGCAUGUACGAGAAGGCACAGCUGAUCAGCCCCUUCUUCCAGAUGUUCAUCAAGAGCUGGAAUGUUGUUGGAUUCGUUCACGAGGGUAGACUAAAAAAGAUCUCGAGAGCAAUGCAGAAGGUAGUUCGUUCCUACGGCAGGGACCCUUCCUACCUCACAGACCUUGUGCGCUCUACCGUGAUAGUGAAGAGCAUGUCGGAGCUCAACUCGUGGCUGCAAAGACUGCUCGACUGCAGCACGAUUGGUCGAAAUGGAGUUGUUGACGAGAAGGAGGAGGAAGAAGAGGGGGACACGAAGAAACUUUUCAACAUCACAAGCAUCAAGAAUCGGUUUGAUCCAAAGUAUGACGCGCGCGAGAGCGCAGGCUAUCGCGAUCUCUGCGUCAACGUAGAGAUGGGAUGGAAAUUGAAGGACUUCCCGAGAGGUUUGGAGGUCGUUCCUGUUUGUCGAUGGAAAGAGACUCCAGGGUUGAUAAAGCACAUUUGUGAGAUCCAGGUAAGAGCUCCAUGCAAGUCGACAGGACGAGUGAAAGUGACAACGGAAGAUAUCUUUGAAGUCAAGAAGUACUUUCACAAGCAGUACAUAACGUUCCGCAACAUCGUCUGUCAGUAG